AUGGACGUUACCGUGGAAGACUUUUGCGAAGAAACCAACUUUCCCGAAUCGCCUUGUCCGAGCCCGUUCGAUCCGGCCAAGCUGCUCAACAUUGGGUUUCUGCAGAUUAAUGGCCGCUUCACGCCCCAUUCCGGACCAUCGUCCGUAUGCUCAACGAGGAGCUGCAGUCUUGCGACCACACCCGUACCACCGGAUUCUAGCGAACCGGAACAGGAGGAAGGUGGCGAUGGGGUGACGAGCACCAACCCGCCGAAUCCGCGCAAAUGGUCCCUGCCGCAUCUGCCCACCGAGGCGACCAAGUUUGAAAUAAGUGGCCGUGCGACGCCCGUUUUCACCUGGAACCCGAUGCCCACGUCCAGCAAUGUGAUCUACGCACUGAGUGACAAAAGUCAGCAGAUCGUCUUUUCACAGCUUGAACAAGAAGCGGGAACCGAAACGAGCGUAUCGGAGGUGUCGAGUGUUGCAUCAGAUUCGGAGGCAGAGCUGGAAGAGGACGAACCACUGGAAGCGAAACAAUCGGCACCGAAAGAAGAUAUGUACCCGAACUGUGAUGUGAAUGUGUGGUUACGAUCGUGCGAGCAGGAGAUCGUUGAACCGAUCGAGGGCAAAGUCCAGGGUACGAUACCGGACUGGUUAAACGGUAGUCUGUUGCGAAAUGGGCCGGGCAGCUUGAAGGUGGGCGACAUGAUGUUCAACCACCUGUUUGACAGUUCGGCACUGCUACACAGGUUUAACAUCGAUAGCAGGAAAAUAACGUAUCAGUGUCGGUUCCUUAAGUCGGACGCGUACAAGAAGAACAGUGCGGCGAGACGUAUCGUUGUGACCGAGUUUGGUACCAGUGCGGUACCGGAUCCGUGCCAAACCAUCUUCCAUAAAAUCGCUGCCGUGUUCAACAAGCCGGGCGUGAACAACUCCGACAACGCGAUGAUCUCGAUCUAUCCGUUCGGGGAUGAGUUUUUCGCAUUUACCGAAAGCCCAAUCAUCCAUCGGAUCGAUCCGGAAACGCUGGACACCGAGGCGAAGCUGAACGUGUCCGACUACGUCGGCAUCGUCAACCACACGUCCCACCCGCACGUCAUGUCCGACGGUACGGUGUACAAUCUGGGCUGCUCGGUCACCAAAACCGGGCCGGCCUACACGAUCAUAUGCUUCCCGCACGGGCCGGGCAUGUUUGAGAAUGCGCGCAUCGUUGCAUCCGUACCGGCACGCUGGAAGUUCCACCCGGGGUACAUGCACACGUUCGGCAUCACGGAGAACUACUUCGUGAUCGUGGAGCAGCCGCUGAGCGUCUCCGUGCCGACGAUGGUGGUCAGCCAGAUACGCAACCGUCCGAUGGCGGCCGCCCUCAAGUGGUUCGAAAGCCAGCAGACGUACAUCUAUCUGCUGGACCGGGAUACGGGCGAGCUGCGCCACACGUUCCACACGGAACCCUUCUUCUAUCUGCACAUCAUCAACCAGUACGAGCGCGAGGGUCACGUCGUGCUGGAUAUCUGCUGCUACAAAGAUCCUGCCAUGCUAAACUGCAUGUACGUCGACACGAUGCGCAACAUGCAGAACAAUCCGGACUACGCGAAGAUGUUCCGUGGACGUCCGUUGCGCUUUGUGCUACCGCUCCACUACGGUGCGGCACGUGCGAAGGGCAAUCUUCACCGGGGUACGUCCACCGAUUCCGCCACAUCGUGGGCGGAUAUGUGGCAAAACCUUAGCACAUUCGCGGCCGGUGAUAAUCUGCACGCGAAGGAUGCCGGUUUGGUGCUACAGAAUCUGGUCCGCAUCGAGGAUUCGAAGGCGACGGCCUACAUUAUGCCGAACCGUACCAUCUUCUGCAAACCGGAGCUGCUGUGUGAUUUGGGUUGCGAAACACCGCGCAUCUACUACGAGCGCCAUCUCGGACGUCCGUACCGGUACUUCUACGCGAUCAGUUCCGACGUGGACGCGAGCAAUCCGGGCACGCUGAUCAAGGUGGACGUGGUGACGAAGGGCCGGCUGACCUGGUGCGAGGAGAAUGUUUACCCGAGCGAGCCGAUCUUUGUGCCGGCACCGGAUCCCCAGUCGGAGGACGAUGGUGUGGUGCUGGCGGCAAUGGUUUGGGGCCGUGAGGAGGAAAACCGGGCCGGGCUGUUGGUGCUGGAUGCGAAGUCGUUUACCGAGCUCGGGCGCUGCGAGUUUGUGACGCCCGGGCCCGUACCGAAGUGUCUGCACGGUUGGUUCCAACCGUCCGCGAAGUAA
Anopheles marshallii is the source of this 2229-nucleotide messenger RNA. RefSeq names its product carotenoid isomerooxygenase (gene ninaB). Gene Ontology annotation, molecular function: beta-carotene 15,15'-dioxygenase activity; carotenoid dioxygenase activity. Lineage: Eukaryota; Metazoa; Arthropoda; Insecta; Diptera; Culicidae. The transcript has 4 exons. Gene Ontology annotation, biological process: carotene catabolic process; retinal metabolic process. The record is from RefSeq and is a predicted model, not a curated record. Bases 1 to 2229 code for a protein of 742 amino acids.